ACACAACGCCACCAGGCUCGUUUUGCUACCAAAUUCGCAAAUAGGGUUGCUGUUGGGCUGCUAAUUGCUAAAUCUAUUCACAGUUUAGAGAGAAAGAGAGUGAAACAGCGAACUUUUCUUGUCCAACAAUCUUCCCUCAACUCGACGCUUGCCUCUACGAUUUUCAGAGGAGGGUUCAAUGCCGUGCCGUCGCUCUUAGCAGUCCCCAGCAAGACCAUCUAUAUAUCUCUCUAUAUAUAGAUAUCGGCAGCGAUGGCUCUCCCUAUUGGGAAGCUGACCAUCCUCGUCGGCGCAGGUCUUCUUGGCUCAGUACUUGCAAAAGAAGGACGUGUGUCAACUGUAUCUGAUUUUGUCUCUGGUGCUUUUAAGAUUGUUUUGAGGCAAAUUAGACAAGAUGAUUCUCCCCCCUCUGUUAAUAAGCCACGGAGUGACUCUCUAAUGGCUCAGGUUAACAGCUUGCGGCAGGAGUUGCAACUGUUGGCAUCAAAUACACCAAUUACAAUUGUAACUGCGAGCGGAAGAGGUGGUGCCAAAUAUGGUGUAAUUGUCGUUGUGGUAGUCUUAGGAUAUGGCUAUGUUUGGUGGAAGGGCUGGAAACUCCCUGAUAUGAUGUUCGCGUCAAGGCGUAGUUUAUCUGAUGCUUGCACUUCUAUAGCUAAACAGCUUGAGACUGUUUAUUCAUCAAUCUCGGCCACCAAGAGGGGACUAUCUUCAAGAAUGGAUGUCAUGGAUUCUACUAUGGAUGAAUGUGCAGCGAUUACUGCAGAGACACAAGAGGAGGUUUCUGAACUACGAAAAAGAACGGAUUUUGUUGGUGUGGAUGUUAUAAAUAUUCAUGAUGCAGUCCAAACGCUGGAAAAUAAGAUUAGUAGAAUAGAAGGGAAGCAGGAUCUUACAAAUGAAGGAGUAAGGAGGUUGUGUAAUUAUGCCUGGAGCGUGGAAAAUGGCAGAAUAACAGAAAGUAUUCAGGCAUCACCUUCAAGUUCCUCUAGGCCAGCUCUGGAACCACCCAUUACUCCCUCUUCAAGGGUGGCUCCAUCCAGUUCUUUCAGGCCAGCUAUUGAGCCACCACCAGUUACACCCUCAUCAAGGGCUGGGUCUUUGCCUCCUGUUUUAUCGCUCAAUCCACUGUCCUCUGAUUCUGGUGGAUCUCAGCAGGUUAAACGGCCUUUGCAGAAUGCUGUCUCAUUACCGGGUCUACAGAAUAUUGAUGGAAUUUCAGAAGUGAUUGAGGCCUCAAGCAGUGGUGAGGUUACUAAAGGGGUUCAUACUCUCAAAGACACAAGUAAUGGGGCUUCAAGUUCUGGUCUGUUCGGGCUCAGGCUUCCUGGCUUUAGUGCUUCAUUUCUAACAAGAACACGCUCAGCAACAAGUGCAGUAGUAGAACAAUCUCGUUCACGUACUCAACAGUCGUGAGGGUGAGGAUCAUUCGUGUUGAUCGCAAUUAGAAUAUCUAUAUAAUAUCAUUGGACUCUGCGUUGGGAUAAAGCUUUCAGAGAUUAGUUAUGGCUGGCCUCAGGCCCUCCAGUAAAUAUAGGUUGUGCCCAUGCCAAAUUAAUGGAUACCGGACUGGGUACUGAAUUUUGUAGCGCUGCUAUUUCUGUUGUAUACCAUUUAGUUACGAGUAUUUUUUGAUGUGUAACUAAAAUUAUAUUGGGGAUUUUUUUCUUUUUUCCUUUUUCGUCUGUAGAAUCCAUUGGUCGCUGCUGGAAAGAUGGGUUUUGGCAAAUAAAGAGAGGUUUCUAGAAUUAAGCAUAA
Molecule: messenger RNA, 1758 nt
Organism: Corylus avellana
Lineage: Eukaryota; Viridiplantae; Streptophyta; Magnoliopsida; Fagales; Betulaceae
Product: bZIP transcription factor, putative (DUF1664)
Source: RefSeq, a predicted model, not a curated record